AUGGCAGAAGGAGAAAAAGCUGUUCAAAAGAGGAAGAAGAGACAGUAUAGUAGAAAUGGGUGCAAAGAGUGCAAAAGAAGAAAGCUCAAAUGCGACGAGGGAAAACCAGAGUGUUGGCAAUGUUCACAUUUAGGUAAAUCCUGCAUCUAUGUCAAAAAUUUCAAGUUUAGUGAAUCAAGAAGUUUAUGCCUUCCUCAAUCCACCAAUUCAGCUGGCCCAAAGAAUGUGAAAAUAGAGUAUAACAUUGUGAGUAAUAAUGACAUCGGUGAACCACCAAUAGAAGAGACAAGUCCAGCUAGCACGGCUACUUCUGAAAAUAGAGACCAUAAGAAGGAAAUCAUCAAUGAAGCUACACUUCUAGCUAAUGAUCUAUUUGAAAGUGCAGUAGGGCCUGAAGGUGGUGGAUCCCAAUUAGAUGACUUCAUAAUGGAUUUGACAUUGAGUGAAAUGACCAAGAAGCAAAAUGUACUAGGCUCUUUUGAUCUACAGGAACCUCAUAACCAUUACCUGGAGAUUUUUUAUGAUAAGAUAAGCGCUUGGUUAAUGCCCUUGGAACAAAACCUAUGCAAUGAAAUAUUGAUAAAUCAUGCAAAGACAUCUCCUUAUCUAUUGGCUGCAAUGUUAUCACUAGCCGCAAAGGAUCAAGCAAAAUUAAAAUACGUUUCAACUUGUUUGAAAAAUAUGAAUAACGUGUUUCAACACCAUGCAAACAUCCUUCAGAAUAUUGAACCAUUGAUACUUACUGUCUUGUUAUUAGCUGCUGACUCUACUUCCAAUAAUUGGAGAGUACAUUUACGUGGUGCCAAAGAUCUUUUCAACAAAUAUAUCAAAAUUUAUCAAACACCAUCUUUAUUAUUGGCCAAGUCUUGGUUCGCAGCUAUUGAAAUCUUGGCUGGCUUAACUACUUAUGGAACUGGGAAAGUUCAUGAGCUGGAUAAUCUGUUGGAUGUUGGAUUAUACGGAGAGAAUAGUGAAUUUGCAAUAGAUAUUGGACUAUUAAUGCCUAAUGGAUAUAAUGUGUUUCUAGGAUAUUCAACAGAGGCAAUCAUCAUGUAUCGAGAGUUUUUCAAAUUGAAAAAACUGGAUUCGAUGGAUUUAUUAUUUCAAAUGAGUUUAAUUCAUAGUGCUAAAGAGUUUCAAGUUGCUAGUUCUUCAAUAAUAAUCUCAUUACAAAAUCCAAUGCAUCCAAAUUUUCAAGAUACUGAUGAGAAAAUCAUACUACCUGCUUCUUGCUAUGGUAUCAAUACUGAUAUAGUGUAUUCAUGGUUUGAUUUAAUACACCAAUUACAUGUUGAUGCUCUACUACUCAAGAUUUAUAAUGAUUUCUUGAAAUUACCCACUGAUCAUUAUUUAGUUCAGGAUUUAGUUAGCAGGAUGUUGAAAAAUUGUUAUUUUUACAAAGGGAACCAAGUAUUGGAUUCUAGUGAUACAAGGCUAUUGAUGCUUCAUGGUCCUUUAUUAGCUUGUGGGAUGAAUUGUAUAAAUGUUGAAGAUAAGUUGAAAGUGGAAAGUUAUUUCAAAUGCUUAAUGGAGCUGGAGAUCUAUAGUGCUAAUUAUUCCUAUAGGAGAAUUCAAAACAGGUGGAACGGUGUCAAUGAUGAAAAAAUCAUGGAUCUAGUUCCAUUUGCAUAG
This is a messenger RNA of Hansenula anomala, 1632 nucleotides long. Its product is annotated as Zn(II)2Cys6 transcription factor. Lineage: Eukaryota; Fungi; Ascomycota; Saccharomycetes; Phaffomycetales; Wickerhamomycetaceae. The record is from RefSeq and is a predicted model, not a curated record. Gene Ontology annotation, molecular function: DNA-binding transcription factor activity, RNA polymerase II-specific; zinc ion binding; transcription cis-regulatory region binding. Gene Ontology annotation, cellular component: nucleus. Gene Ontology annotation, biological process: positive regulation of transcription by RNA polymerase II. The transcript has a single exon. Bases 1 to 1632 code for a protein of 543 amino acids.